AUGUCGAUGCUCUACGACUCUUUUGGCCCUUCGAGGCAGACGCAGUCCGCAGCACAGAAGAGUCAGACGGUAGCCACGCCCAUUGGCCACCAGUUCUCGCCGUAUGACUCUAAUGGUGGCUCUAUUCUGGCCAUUGCAGGUCCUGACUUCUGCGUCGUCGCAGGAGACACCCGUCAAUCCACUGGCUACUCCAUCCAGACACGCUACAAGCCCAAGGUGUUCCGUCUAAACGACGUGGCCACCCUGGCUACCAAUGGCUUCUCCGCCGAUGCCGAAGCCCUAGUGGACAAGGUCAAGCAGCGACUAGUCUUCUACCGUCAUAAUCACGGUACCCACAUGAGCUUGAACGCGAUUGCCAGGAUGAUCUCCACGAUGCUUUAUGGAAAGAGAUUCUUCCCUUACUACGUGUACAAUAUCCUGGGAGGGGUGGAUGAGGAGGGAAAGGGAGCAGUGUAUUCAUUCGACCCAGUGGGGAGCUAUGAGAGGGAGACUUGCAGAGCAGCUGGAGCGGCACAGAGUCUGUUGCAGCCCUUCCUAGACAACCAGAUCAUGUACAAGAAUCAGCAGCCCACGCCCGGCCGUCCCAUCCCAGCCCCCGGAACCUACGACGUGGCCACCGUCCUGCGGAUCACAAUGGACUCCUUUACCAGCGCCACGGAGAGGCACAUCGAAGUGGGCGAUGGUCUAGAGAUGUUCAUCGUCAGGACUGCACCUGCAGCAGCAGCAGCGGAAGGCAGUGGUGAAGGGGAAGCAACAGCAGCAGCAGCAGCGCCGGGAGAUGGAGUCAAGACCUCUUCCCUCGAUUUGAAGGCGCUGUUCGGUGCCGUGGAGGCGUAUGGUGGAGAGGAGGAGCAGACGGCCGGAGCGACGAUGGUGGUAAGGAAGGAGCUCAAGAAGGACUAG
Molecule: messenger RNA, 903 nt
Organism: Microstroma glucosiphilum
Lineage: Eukaryota; Fungi; Basidiomycota; Exobasidiomycetes; Microstromatales; Microstromataceae
Product: putative PRE7-20S proteasome subunit
Exons: 3
Coding region: 1-903 (300 amino acids)
Cellular component (GO): proteasome core complex
Source: RefSeq, a predicted model, not a curated record